Messenger RNA from Chaetomium fimeti, 3412 nucleotides. RefSeq lists its product as uncharacterized. The transcript is spliced from 2 exons. Gene Ontology annotation, molecular function: carboxypeptidase activity. The record is from RefSeq and is a predicted model, not a curated record. Lineage: Eukaryota; Fungi; Ascomycota; Sordariomycetes; Sordariales; Chaetomiaceae. Bases 337 to 3129 code for a protein of 930 amino acids.
AGAACCCCUGCAACCGACUAGGGGCGACCUCCUGUCGUGUGCUUCAGAUCGGCAAUUUCGACUUCAUUCAACAACAUCAGACACCCUUAAUGUUGCCUCGUAGAGCAGCUGGCCUGAUGAGCGUUACUUCGCUUUCCUUUUUAGCAAUUUGCUGAUUGUUCUCGUCGUUUUCACCACACUCCUUUGAGAUUUUGGCAAUAAUAUUUACAUCCCGCAUCGGUUUCAGCGUCCUCGUUUCCCGAGACAACCUAACCCACAGCCAUCUCGAUCCGAACUAUUCACGACCAGACUCGUCCUCCCUUCUCCCCACAAGCCGACGGCACCAAUUCGCCCACCAUGGCGCCAACUCAAGAACAACGGUACGACCACGUGCCGCCAAUACCGACCUACGAUGAAGCCGUCGCGGGCGGCAGCGCCUGGCACCACGACGUCGCCGACUCCCCGAUCGACCAAAACCAACACACAACCGAAGCCGAAGCCGAGGGCCAAUCGCUGCUGACCGGCUCCUCCCGACACGCCUUCGAAUCCUCCACCCCGAGCCACCGCCAGCAACAACAACCCGCGCAGGGGGGCCGACGACCCCGCGGCUACCGCGCCCCGACCGUCGAGACCGACGACGAGAGCAACCUGUUCAGCUCCGACGCCGACUCGGACUCGGACUCGGACGACGCGCGCGAGGCCGACCAGGUGCGCCGCGAGAUGCAGGAGCUGGAGAUCGACGACUCGGACGUCCACGGCCGCGGCGGCCGCUCCUCCUGGGGCAAGCGCAUCGGCCUGGCCCUGCCCCAGUGGCGGCGGUGGAAAUGGAGGUGGCGACUGCCUGCCCUGCGGCGGCCGGGGGCUACCGCCGGUGGGGCUGGGGCUGGUGGGAGUGGAGGGGCUGGUGUGGCGCCGACGCCGGAGGAGGCGCGCGCGUCGUCGUCGGGCUCGUCGUCGUGGUUUGCGCGCGCGCGCAUACCGUCGCUGCCCAAGUUUGGGAGUCCGGCCCUGCUGCUGCUGAUUGCGCGGACGAUGGCGGUGUUUGUGGUGCUGGGCGUUUUGUACUUGGUGUUCUCGAGCGACCUGUUCAACAACAUGGCCCGCCGCAUGGGCAGCCAGAUCUUCGACCCCGAGAGCGUGCGCAGCCAUGUGCAGAAUACUGUCGACGCGAGGAGGAUACGCGACCACCUGAAGCACUUUACGAGCUACGCGCAUAUUGCCGGGACGGCUGGCGACUUUGCGCUGAUGGAGGAUACCGAGAUGCUGUUCAGGAAAUACGGGUUGGAAGAUGUCCGGCGGGACGUGUAUGAGGUUUACCUGAAUUACCCCAAGGCCGGGGGCAGGGCGGUGGAGAUUUUGGGAAAGGGGGGCAAGGUGGCUUGGGCAGCGAAAUUGGAAGAGGAGGAAGCCGGUGGCAGGAGUACAGGGCGCCAGACUUUUGCGUUCCACGGACACUCGAAAUCCGGCGAUGUCAAAGGGCGGCUGGUGUACGCCCAUUACGGGCUGAGGGAGGACUUCCAGCUGCUCAAGGACCGUGGCGUCAACUUGAACGGGGCAAUCGCGCUCGUGAGGCAUUACGGGCCGCAAGAGGACGUCGCGUUGAAGGUCAUGGCGGCGGAGCAGGCUGGGGCCGUGGGCUGCAUUACAUACAGCGACCCCGCGGACGACGGCUUCUUGAAGGGUACGACGGCACCCAAGGGCCGGUUCAUGCCGGCCGAUGGUGUGCAGAGGGGGAGCGUCAGCUUGCUGAGCUGGGUUGUCGGAGACGUUCUGACGCCCGGCUGGGGCAGCAAGGAUAACUUACCGCGCAUGAAGUUGGAUCAAACGAAGGGCCUCGUCAAAAUCCCCAGCCUCCCUCUGGCGUGGCGCGAUGCGCAGGGCCUACUUCAGCGUCUCAAAGGGUCCGGGGAACGAGUUCCCAAGGAAUGGGUCGGUGGGGUCCCCGAUGUGGGCGAGUGGUGGACCGGGAACGGCUCAUCGCCGAUUGUGCGCCUGAAGAACGUGCAAGACGAGGUUGAGAAGCAGCCGAUCUGGAACGUGUAUGGCAGGAUCGCAGGAAUCGAGCAGGGCGAGAAGAAGGUCAUCAUCGGCAACCACCGCGACUCCUGGGCGUUCGGCGCGGCAGACCCCCACUCGGGAACCGCCAUCAUGUUGGAAAUCGCCCGCAUCAUGGGUGAACUUGUCGCUCACGGCUGGCGCCCGCUACGAACUAUUGAAUUUGCCUCGUGGGAUGCCGAGGAGUACAACUUGAUAGGGUCAACAGAGUACGUCGAGCAGAACGACGAGGCGCUGCGCCGAGAUGCGCUCGCCUACAUCAACCUCGACAAGGCCGUAUCUGGCGACACUUUCCACGCCGCCGGGUCACCUGUCUUCCGCAAGCUUCUCCUCCAAAUCUUAAAUCGCGUUGCCGACCCCCAUUUCAACAGUACGCUACGGGAACGCUGGGAUCAGCGCAAGGGCGAGAUCGAGGGUCUCGGCACCGACUCUGACUACGUCCCUUUCCAGGACAUCGUCGGCACCUCAUCCCUCGACAUCCACUUUGAUGGCGGCAAAUUCCCCCACCGCUCCAGCUACGAAAACUUCGAGUGGAUGGACAAUGUCGGCGACCCGGGCUUCAUCUACCACGCCCUCCUCGGUCAGGUCCUGGGCCUCCUGGUCCUCGAGCUGUCCAACCGCCCGAUCAUGCCCUUCGAUAUGCCCGCGUACGCCAACAACCUGGGUCGCUGGGUCCGAGAGCUCCAAUCCUGGGCCAACCUGCGACCCGAGAAGACUCCCUCUUUCGACGCCCUCAAUACCGCAGUCAAGUCCGUGGUAAGGUCGGUCCGCGAUUUCAUCAAGUGGGAGACCAACUGGGAGAGCAGCCUGCUCGCGUCCAGCGGGUGGGAGCCAUCGGGGUUGGGGAGCCGGCGGUGCGAGUACAACACCCGCAUGGGGAAGUUUGAGACGGAUCUCUUGGACCUCGAGGGGAUACCCGGUCGCACGCAGUUCAAACACGUCGUGUUCGGCCCGCAGGCCUGGUCCCGCGACCCCGAAGCCUACUUCCCCGCCAUCCGGGACGCCAUCAUCUCGGGCAACGAGACACUGGCGCAACUAACCGUGGACAAGGUCGCCGAGAUUUUGACGCAGGCGAGUGCGAACUUGGCGAAAUAAGACCGGUCCACCCACCCACUCGCUCACACUACGGUGUAUCUCCUUUUUCUUUUAUUCGCAAUCAUAUUUAAACAGCUCCAGGAUAGGAGCUUGGGAGGAGGACAAACAAGGAGAGGGGAGGAUCUGUUGCCAUCUUUUUUUUUCUUGCAUCGCAUCGGCGCACCGGGUUGCUUUCGUCAAGCUUGCACUUUACCUGCCUGCUUGCCUUUCGGGCCCUCGCCGGCCAUCACACAUUUCCUUUUUGGGUUGUUGGAAGAUGUCGCCUCGUCGCGCUUCGGGUUGU